UUUCUAAUAAUUUUCAUUCUUAAAGAAAUCUUCUUAUUCUUAUUUUUAUUUUUAUUUUUAUUUUUAUUUUUAUUUUUAUUUUUAUUCUUAUUCUUAUUCUUAUUCUUAUAAUCAUAAUUAUAAUUAUAAUUGUAUCUAUAACUAUAAAAAUAUCUCUAAAUCAUCCAAAUCAUGUCUAUAGUUACUGGUUCAUUCUAUCAAAGAAACUUUGAUGACUCCACUAAUAAUGACCUAUCAAUCAACAUCCCAUCAAAAUACUCUUCCAAUCACUACCCAUCUCAAAACUAUAACAAAAAUCUUUCCCCUAUCUACUCAAAUUCAAACUAUAUUUCAAACAACAAAAAUUCUCAAUUCAACCUAAACGACUCAAACAUCAACAAUUAUAAUUACAACUACAACUACAACUAUAAUUCAAAUUACAAUUACAACUACAAUCAUAACUAUAAUUAUAUAAAUAAUUAUAAUAACAAUAAUAAUAAUUAUAAUAACAAUAAUAAUAAUAAUAACAAUAAUAACAAUAACAAUAACAAUAAUAAUAAUAAUAAUAAUAACAAUAUCAACAACUAUAACCACAGCCUAAACUCAAACCAAAUCCCUAUCCAAAAUUACUCUUCAACUCAGAACCAAAUUCAAAAUUCUCAUCACUCAUCAAACUAUAAUCUUUCCAAACAAACCAAUCACUACAAUCCUUCAUACCAUCCAGUCGAUUCUUCUGGAAAUAACUUUAAUGAUUACUCCAAAAAUUCCAUUUCUACUAAUUUUCCUCAGCAGCAACAACAACAACAAAAUGAUGACCAAAUCACAGGCGGCGUCACUCAACACUUGGAUUAUGAUUUAACUACUAUGGCCAAAUUCAUGUCCAUUUUUGCUUUCAAAACAAUCAACUAUAAUCAAGUCUAUCUCAACUCAAAUUUCGUCAAUCAAUUAAGAAACGUCUUGGCUGCUACUAGAUUACCGAAAUCUUCUCUCCUAUUAGCCUUAACCUACUUUGCUAGGAAAUCUAAUUCCUCCAGAUAUAAAAUUAACCACCCUGAUCAAUGUUUUGCUGAUUUGGUAACCUCUUUGAUUAUUUCAAAUAAAUUUAACGAUGAUAAUACCUUUACCAACAAAAGCUGGUCCGAUGCAACUGGCUUGUCUUUAAAGGAACUAAACACUUAUGAAAGAAACUGGUUGCUUGAUUGCAAAUACGAUUUGCAUUUCAACGUCAAUAAUUUAUCUGAUCUGGAAUUUUCAACUUUAAAUUUCAACUCAACCUCAAUCUCUGAUUCAAUUUCAACUCCAAGUCCCACUUCAAACUCAAUUCCCAUUUUAAAUCUAAAUGCAAAUCUAAAUUUAAAUUACAAAUCUUACAAUCUCUUAAAUUCUCCUACUGAUAACGACUCAAUUCCCCUUCUUGAAAAUCGCUCAUGGUUAAACGUUUUUGCCAAUUCCUCUUCUUUUAUAAGCAAUGAAAUAUUAUUAAAAGACGAUUACUAUGAUAAUCAAAAUACUUUAAAUAAAAAUUCUUCAAUACCUCAUGGGCUCAUUGAAUACCAAAAAAUACAACUAUAUUAUGAAAAUUUUAUUAAAUACGGUUGUCUCCAACCAGAAAUUUAUUCUCCCAACAAAUCUUCCCAAUUCCGCUACUCGAAUGGCUCAGCCAUUGAAUCUUCCUUGGUUCCUAAAAAGGAUUACCAAAAUACUUACUCUAGGCCUAAUAAUUCAUCCAAUUUCAAUAAUUCCAAUCAAUAUUUCAACCAUUUGAGCGCUUCUCACAACACUUUGGUCUCCAAUGGCUUGGCUACUCCAAGAACUACUAAUUUCGAAAAUUUCCACUCAAAUAACCAUUCAUCAUCUUACAAAUAUUAUCAAUCAAAGCAUGUUCCUAGUUUAUUAUUACCAUCUCCAAAUACGUAUAAUCAAUCUUUUUCAUCAAACAGUAUUUGGGGAUCCUAUGAAUCCAAAAAGAAAAAUAUAUUAGAUGAUUCUUUAUAUGACUCAACAUAUUCUCCUUGUCUAAAUGACAAUUUAAAUAAUAUGCCUCAAAAAAACAUUUUCCGCAGUAAUUACUACAAUAACAGACAUGUCGCUUCAAACGAUAAUGGUAAUAAUACCAAUAAUAAUGAAGCCAAUACCAACAAUAAUAAUAAUAAUAAUAAUAAUAAUAAUAAUAAUAAUAAUAAUAAUAAUAAUAAUAAUAAUAAUAAUAAUAAUAACAAUAACAAUAAUAAUAACAAUACUAAUACUAAUACUAAUACUAAUACUAAUACUAAUACUAAUAGCAAUAAUUUCAAUUCAGUCAAUGACUGUCAAACUUUUCCAACUGAACAUUUUAACACAAAUUAUAAUAGAUUUACGAGUAAUAGGAACUCGAAUUAUAUACUCCUAAAUAAUUACUAUAACAAUCCAAAGAAUAAUGACGCCUAUGGGCAUUAUAGCAACAAUCCCAUCAACAACGAUGUUUCCAAUCCAAAUCUGUUAAAUACUUAUUCAAACUGCCACAAACGUGAUAGCCUCAGGUUUUCAGAUUUUGUUUAUAAUACUGUCCCAGCUUGCUAAAUUAACUACUACCAAUUGAAACUAUCUUGUCCAAAUAUUAUCAGAAAAGGUAUCCUCCAAAGAGCUGACAAUAAUAUUGAAAAUUAUAUCAUUUUUUUAUGUUUUUUUUAUCAUUUAAAUUGUCCAACUUUCUAACCUCUGAUU
This is a messenger RNA of Ascoidea rubescens DSM 1968, 2682 nucleotides long. It is a transcript of the gene CLG1, whose product is annotated as Clg1p. The transcript has a single exon. Gene Ontology annotation, biological process: regulation of cyclin-dependent protein serine/threonine kinase activity. NCBI's taxonomy places the organism in Eukaryota, Fungi, Ascomycota, Saccharomycetes, Ascoideales, Ascoideaceae. The record is from RefSeq and is a predicted model, not a curated record. Gene Ontology annotation, molecular function: protein kinase binding. The coding region runs from base 172 to 2538 and encodes 788 amino acids.